This is a messenger RNA of Protopolystoma xenopodis, 342 nucleotides long. NCBI's taxonomy places the organism in Eukaryota, Metazoa, Platyhelminthes, Monogenea, Polystomatidea, Polystomatidae. The record is from the annotation of a GenBank genome assembly.
AUGUUCGUCACACAACGGACGAAAUCUCAGCACAGAGUCAUCGGGGUCUUGGGACAGUGCGGCGAACUACCAGCAUAUCUCCACCAUAACCGAAUUGAGAGUGUUUCUGCAACUGAGACAGCUCGAGUGUUCCAAUCAAGUCAAGCGGCAGCAACAACGACAGCAGCACCGCCACAAACAAACCAUACCAUUUGGAGUCCAGCCUCGUCAGUUGGCCUGGCCGACCUACGCGCAACUCUGCGCCAGACAGGCUUUCACACGACACCAAAUUCAGAUCAACUAGAGGCCGAAGAGAAUAGAAAAAAUAGUCUAAAAUUCAACCAAAUCUCGCCUCAUCUGUGA